CCCUCAGUCCCGUGUCGCUUGGCCUCAGAGCUGAGCGGUGCAGGGUUCCCUGCUACCUCUCAGUGACCGCCUCCCAGGCCUGUCGCAGUUGGUCUCGGGCUCCUUUGCCGAGCCACCAUGUCGCAGAGCGGGGAGGAGAACCUGCAGGGUUCCUGGGUAGAACUGCACUUCAGCAAUGGGAAUGGGAGCAGCGUUCCAGCCUCUGUCUCUAUUUAUAAUGGUGACAUGGAAAAAAUACUGUUGGAUGCCCAGCAUGAAUCUGGACGAAGUAGCUCCAAGAGUUCUCACUGUGACAGCCCACCCCGUUCCCAGACACCACAAGAUACCAACAGAGCUGAAAUAGACACCCACAGCUUUGGCGAGAAAAACAGCACUCUGUCAGAGGAAGAUUAUAUUGAGAGAAGAAGAGAAGUUGAAAGUAUCUUGAAGAAAAACUCAGAUUGGAUAUGGGAUUGGUCAAGUCGGCCAGAAAAUAUUCCCCCCAAGGAGUUCCUUUUUAAACACCCAAAGCGCACAGCUACUCUCAGCAUGAGAAACACAAGUGUUAUGAAGAAAGGGGGCAUUUUCUCAGCAGACUUUCUGAAGGUUUUCCUUCCAUCUCUAUUACUGUCUCAUCUGCUGGCCAUCGGCUUGGGGAUUUACAUUGGAAGGCGUCUGACAACUUCCACUAGCACCUUCUGAUGAAGAUUUGGAUCUGACUUCUGUUCAUACAGUGAGGAUUCAUGUCUGAGCUGUGACAGCUAAUUGAAGAGCUAGCAUGAUCCUUGGGUGUCUGCACUAUGUGUGUUUAUUUGUUCUGUAAAUGCGGUGUUCCUGAUUUAGUGAGACAGAAUAGACUCUUAUCAUGACCUAUAAUUAUACCUAUGGGAUCAAUUAAUAAGCAUGUCAGACUGAUGCCUAUUGUAGCAUUUACUAGUAAAUUUCUUUGAAUAUUAGAUAUAAAUAGUAUAAAUAAUUUUAAUAUUGUAGCAAUGGUGUAUUUAAAAAUGAUCUGUAAUUGUAAUCCAGUUAAGACACUUUACACUUCAAAAGAAUAAGUAAGUGAUAUUUAAAUCAUUAAAGGGUUUUUCCCAAAGGAAUAUUGUGGCCUUAUAAUCCUAUUACAUAGUAGAAAAUUAAAGGGUGCGGGUUAUCUGUAAAGGCCUCUUACUUUGUGAAUCAAGUAGCAAGUAGAAGCUAAGGUUACCCACAAACCCCACUUUGCAGUUUCCCCUCUUCUUGCUUUGCAGGAUGAGGAUUCUAGCCUUGCUGUCCACCAUUACCUUGGGUGGCCAGUUUUGUUGCAGGCACCUUUAUCACUCUGCUGGAUUAAAUUCCACUGUUUGUACUUAAAUUUUGUGUGCUUUUAAAAUCAGCUAUAUUGUAAGCAAAUCUGUCUACUUUAAAAGACUGGAAAUGAAAAACAAAAUCUUUGCCAAAUCCUUUGGAGAAUACUGGAUUUGCAUAUGCAUCAAUCAGUAUCCAAAGCUUCUGUUAAAUCGGAUGUCCUCCCAGUCUUCUCUUUUCUAUAGCAUGGUUUUAAAGCCUGCCUCCUUGACAUGCUGUAUAGAUUCUGUUGUGUUUGUUUCACUGUCCCACACUUAACUCAGGUGUGCUAAAAUAAAAGUAACAUUUUAACAGCC
Messenger RNA from Grammomys surdaster, 1622 nucleotides. RefSeq names its product BCL2 interacting protein 3 (gene Bnip3). Gene Ontology annotation, cellular component: nucleus; mitochondrial envelope; mitochondrial outer membrane. The transcript has 6 exons. The record is from RefSeq and is a predicted model, not a curated record. Gene Ontology annotation, biological process: positive regulation of apoptotic process; mitochondrial outer membrane permeabilization. NCBI's taxonomy places the organism in Eukaryota, Metazoa, Chordata, Mammalia, Rodentia, Muridae. Bases 118 to 681 code for a protein of 187 amino acids.